Messenger RNA from Durusdinium trenchii, 1869 nucleotides. The record is from the annotation of a GenBank genome assembly. NCBI's taxonomy places the organism in Eukaryota, Dinophyceae, Suessiales, Symbiodiniaceae.
AUGGCAUGCGGCAUGUGCCUUUGCAGCUCGGUGCAUUGCCACCACCUGUGGUCAUCAGCCCACCCCCGCAGCCGGAAGUUACCGUGGGACAGACUCCGAAGGUUCCGAGGACAACCAGUCCUACACCGAGCCUCAGAAGCCCUCGAAGCCCUCGAAGCACAGAGGAGCCAAAAGAACCUGAGCCUGCAACCAGCAGCAAGGUGGGGCCAUCAGAGGCGCACAGCGGCGGCGAUGCCACCCAAGAAGGAAGUUGUUGAAGCGCUAUUGCCUUUGCAAGCAUCUCACUGGCGGCAGCUGCUGGAUUUCGGUGCAGGCUUUCGAAGCUUUGUCCUGGCAUCGAACCCCGUGCCACCGCCCUUGCCGUGCACGCUUUUGAUCUUCCUUGUGCAAGUGUUCUUUGUGCGCUCGAAGCCUGCCUGUCCAACGGCGGUGGAGGGUAUGCCUUUGGCGUAUGUGCAUUUCUCUUUGCUGAUGCGGCACUUGCUCCAGCGCACGCAGCCCGGUGAAGGGCGGUCUGCGGGGCCGCCGCUGGCAGUGAAGUUUCUGGUCCGGCUUGCAGGUGCCCGAUCUGUGGCGACCUUGCUGCAAAACUGUCAAGGAGAUGGCCAGGCUUGGGUGGCAAACUUCAAUGCUGCUUGGGAUGCGUGUGGUGAAGAUGUGCUUGCAGAUUGUAUGGUGCUCCUGGGAGAAUUGUACCCUGGAGAGCGGGAGGUUGAUGGAGUGGAUGAAGCAACCAAAGCGUCGGAGAGGAUGACCCUUGCUAGUUUGCUCAUUGGUGCGGCACUGCAAUGCAGCCUUCAAAACUUGCAAAGUUCGCCUCGCGAACAGAAGCAGAAGAGUGCGAACACAUGCAGGCCGGACGCGCGUGCUCUUUAUCUUCGGCCUGAAGAUGGUGCUUGGUCGUGCAUCCCCCGAGAGGACCACAAAGGGCUGUUUGCCAAAGCGUUGCACUGCUCCUGUUCAGUGCGGCCACCUGGCGGAUCCACUGUUGAUCGCUUUCUGCUUUCGAUGCUCGACAUCCUGAUUGAGUCAAAGCCCUCUAGGCCCAAGGAUGCGGUGGUGAAUCCAGAUCACUCGGAUAGCUUGGAGAUUCGUACUUUUGCUCGGCUUCUUCGAGUGCUUCUGCAGGCCUAUUUCAUUGAUCCGGCUCUUUUGGCAGCAGCUGAGAGCGACGCUGAAGGAGCUCGAUUGGCUGGAGCUUUUGCUGGCCCGUCUGACCCCUCCGAGCUGGUGCCAGUGCUCCAGUCCGGUCCAUUGCGGAGGAGCUUGGCCUUCAUGGAGCAGUCGCCGCUACUGCAAGUGGUCCAGCGCCGCCUUUGCGGCGCUCCCUUCGACGACGUCUUGGGUUCCACGGAGCAGCUGCAGCGCUUCGCUCUGCGAGAGUUGCGCGUCGCCUGGUUCGACCUACGCAGGUCCACUUGCACGCUGAAGCGGGGCACGCCACCUGGCACGCUGUUGUUGUUGAUGAAGCCCUUGAAGUUGCAGCUCUCAUGCGCGUGCGAAGCAGACUUGGCAAGCUUCCCUUACAUGAGCCUGGCUGCUGCCGCCCAGGUCACGGUCCGUGAGCUGAAAAUGUCCACUGCAUUUGUCUUGGGGCAUGCUGGUCUUAAACUGGAUGGCCUUGGCGUUAGUGUGCCCGAACUGGAGAUCAAAUUGAGUGACGCGACAUUGCUCUCAAGGAUUGCAGUGUCUGCCAUCCUCUCCAUCUUCCAGAGCACCCUCCAGGACUGUCCAUCGGCAAGGACGGCAGUCCAAGGCGUUUGGGUUCUGCACAAAACCAGCAAAGAUCGAGCUUUGAGAGCUGGGAGGAUUCGGGAAGCAUAUUUGCGUUGUUUCUGUGUGAACUUACGGCAUAUAUCGGCAUAUUAG